GCAGAAUGUGACAAAGUUGGCAGUGGUGGUGGUGGUGGUAUGUAGGAGUUUCGUCUGCUGCACACUGUAAACACGGGCAGCAGCAGCAGCAACAGCGCGGCGCUGGUCCAGCCUCCCUUGAUGUAGGGCGUGAUCCUCAUCAAACCAAACCUGCAGUUACGUUAUGGCCAGAGUGUUCUCCCACUUAUUCCAGAAUGUAAAGCCUUUGUCUCACCGGUUGGAUCGCCCAGUGCGGUGUGGAGUGGCGGGGUGGGAGCGGCUAUUCCACAACACCCCAGGCCUGUACGCCUUCCCCAGGCCUAAAUUGUCACCACAGGAGGUGUCCCAGAUUCUACGUCAGAAUGAGGGAGUGGUACAAGUUAGUGGGUGUGGUGAUCAUGAGUGGUCACCUGAUGAAGUUGCUCCAGCUGCUACUUACUCCAUAGACUCGGUUGAUUCUAACCAGUUGGCCUCUAAUAGCCCCAUUGAGGACAAGUUGGCAGCUGCCCGUUGUCUCCACACUACAGGCUACCUGUUUGGUGUGUUUGAUGGCCAUGGAGGACCAGAGUGCAGCCAGGUGGUGGCCAAGAGGCUGUUUGACUACAUUGCUGCAUCCCUCUUGCCUCGCUCUGAGCUACGGCGAGUGGUGGCAGAAUGGCAGGCAGGGUCUCCCAUAGCCCUUACACAGGUGUACAAUGAUAAUUCAAUGUUUGUCUCUGAACUGCAGGAGAUAUAUGAUGCCUCCCUCCUACGUUACUGCAAUCAACUGCUGACUUCAGUAUCUGAAGACUUCAGCAUGGAAGAAGCACUGGCACGGUCCUUUACCCAACUAGAUGGAGACCUUGGAAGGGAAGUUGAGGAGAACCAGCGCUCAGCUGUGCUAGAACCACUGGUGCGUGUGGCACUGUCUGGCUCAGUGGCUUGUGUGGCUCACGUGGAUGGACCUCAUCUUCACAUAGCCAACACUGGUGACUGUGGGGCUGUGCUAGGCAGCCAGCGACAGGAUGGGGGCAGUGGCUGGCAGGCACUGCGACUCACUGAGGACCACACCUGGGAGAACCCAUUGGAAGUGGAGCGAGUGGUGUCUGAACACCCAGCCAAUGAGGCAGAGACUGUGGUGAAGGACCAGCGGUUGCUUGGGCUCCUUAUGCCCUUUAGAGCCUUUGGGGACUUUCGCUUCAAAUGGGAUCGUGAGAAACUGCUUAGUGUAAUUCAACGUUAUGCUGAUCAUAAUAGCAUAAUUCCAACCAGCCUCACUCCCCCAUACCUCACUGCCCUGCCAGAAGUCACCUAUCACCGUCUUCGGCCACAUGACAGGUUCUUGUUGAUGGCCUCGGAUGGCUUGUGGGAAUGCAUGACCCCAUUGGAUUCUGUCAUGUUGGUGGGAGAGUACAUGUCAGGCCGCCAAACCCUCCAGCCAGUGCAUCUCCCACACCAUGGUGUCACCCUCAGGGAGGUUGAACAGGUGUUAGAGCAGAGACUUAAGGGCCUCUCCCUCAAGCCUGUGGAUACCAGUGCUGCCACACACCUCAUUCGCCAUGCUAUUGGUGUCUCUGACACCGGCCUGGACCAUGCUAGACUCUCUCACUCCCUCACGCUUCCUCCAGAGGUCCGUCGUUAUUUCAGGGAUGACAUAUCCAUUCACGUCAUAUUUUUUGAUUCUAACUUUUUGAGAGUCUGUCCGAUAGAAAUUUAAGUUAUGACAUUGUUUCCUUAAUUUCUUUUGUUUCCUUACAGUUACUUUGCUCAAUGGUUUAGUUGAGGGUUUGUAGCAGACAAUCAAAAUUACCUACUACAACAAUGUUUUUUGUGGCAGUUCAUUCACUAUUUGGUUGUGCUUUAGAAUUUAUAUCCAGUUGUUUGGUGUUUGCAGCUUUUUGUGAAUAGCCUACCUCUUGCUUUUCUUUGUGGAGAAAGUCAUGAAUGUGCAAUAUGGAAAAAGCAGAUUGAGUGGCCGUAAAGUGAUUGAAGUGCAAAGGAAGAUUUAGGACAAGUGUAAGUAGAGUGAUUUUCAGCUUGCACCACAGUGACUAGAUUACCAUAAGAAUCAAGUCCUGCCACCCACAUUGCAUUUAUGUCUGUUAAUUGGUGCAGUGAGGAAUACAUUGGACAAGGUGCUAAGGAAGGAUUAGGAAUCAGACAAGUUAUAUACACAUUUUGUUUUGAGAUAGAUCUGGAUUUGUAUGAGCCUUCACUAUAUUUCUUCAACAUAAGACUACAGAAAAUGCCUGUCAUAUUUCAAUUGCCAUUCAUAUUACUCAAUUGAUGAAGGUACACUGAGUACCUCCUGACUUUCUAGUACAGUGGUACCUCAACAUACGAAUUUAAUUUGUUCCAUGACGAUUGUGGUAUAUAAAAAAAAUUGUAUAUCAAAUAAAUUUUUCCCAUAGAAAUUAAUGGAAAUAGAAUUCAUUCGUUCUUGUGAUAUGAGUUUACCCCCCAAAAAAUUAACAUGCUUUAAAUACCAACCAAAUAUAGAUUUAAUAUAAGAUAAAUACAAUAUUUAUUGUAUGCAUGAUAAAAAUGAACUAUAUUGCCCAAAAUAACAACUUAACCUGCAAAACUCAGGAAACAUCGAUAGACGUUCAUCACGCAAGACUCGGGGCAUGUCAAUAGACGUUUAGGGUUUUUACGGCUAAAUUUGGCUAUUUUCUUCACGUUUUCUUAGCUUGUGAGCUGGCAACACUCAUCAGGAGUAGACAUAUGCUCUACGUCACUGUGUCACCAAUGAUGGAUGGUGGGAGCGACAGUGAUUUCACUGUGUCUGAUUCCAUCACCUCCCACACGCCUUACUUUUAUACCAUGGGUCUCUCGCCAUGUUACGGGGAGACAACUUUUGAAUGAGAGUGGUAUCAGAACAGGCAACA
Molecule: messenger RNA, 2846 nt
Organism: Portunus trituberculatus (swimming crab)
Lineage: Eukaryota; Metazoa; Arthropoda; Malacostraca; Decapoda; Portunidae
Gene: Pdp
Product: pyruvate dehydrogenase [acetyl-transferring]-phosphatase 1, mitochondrial-like
Exons: 3
Coding region: 164-1675 (503 amino acids)
Biological process (GO): protein dephosphorylation
Molecular function (GO): protein serine/threonine phosphatase activity; cation binding
Source: RefSeq, a predicted model, not a curated record